Messenger RNA from Tuber aestivum (summer truffle), 645 nucleotides. NCBI's taxonomy places the organism in Eukaryota, Fungi, Ascomycota, Pezizomycetes, Pezizales, Tuberaceae. The record is from the annotation of a GenBank genome assembly.
AUGAGAUUGCUUACAAUCGAGGAACUAUCAAAGGCUGAUGGUGAGGUUAGGAUAGGAAAUGUGACGGAAGAGAUACAAACAUCUUCAAGCCGCAGCGAACUACGGCGAGUUCUGAGAGGCCGCACGAACACUGGCACGCUAAUUAACUUUUGCGAAACCCUCCAGAUCAAUUAUUCCGCAAUGGUGGAGGAGAUGGUCCGUUAUAUCCAACGGACUGUAGCGGAUGAGCUGCGGGUACCUACCAAUUCCUCAGAACUGGGAUUGCUUCCGGUGGAGCAAUUUACCAAGCUCGAAAUUCCAGUCCCAGACUUUCAAUCAACAGACGUCUUCCAGAUCCACCGGGCUCGCUGUACUGGAACAAACACUUUCCGAAACGCAGCGCUGAGAAACGAUUGGAUAUGGAUCCAGGUUGGCGGAGUGGACAGUUGUGGGGAUCUACGGGGGAGGUGUGUCGCACGAUUAUUAGGACUUUUCAAGAUAAGAAACGUGCGGAGCAAGGCCGGAGGUGUCACUCGCCUGGCGUUGGUUCAAGUGCUCGAUCCGGUGAAUAGUGGGAGAUUUUACAAUAUGAGUGGACACAUCCGAGUUUGCAAGCGGUCCAGCGGGCGGGAUAUGCGGAUCGUCAAUAUAGGAGUAGUGAUCGGG